This is a messenger RNA of Olea europaea var. sylvestris, 2311 nucleotides long. Its product is annotated as plant UBX domain-containing protein 8-like. The transcript is spliced from 11 exons. Lineage: Eukaryota; Viridiplantae; Streptophyta; Magnoliopsida; Lamiales; Oleaceae. The record is from RefSeq and is a predicted model, not a curated record. Bases 169 to 1950 code for a protein of 593 amino acids. Gene Ontology annotation, molecular function: ubiquitin binding.
UCCCCAAGAUAUCCAAAUUUCAAAAGCCACGAAAAGCACAAAUAUAGAAGAAGGGGAAGAAAGAGUUGGCGUGCAAGUUUGGAAUAUUACACAAGGGGCAGUCUCCUUCAUCUUAAUUACCAAACCUGCCAUCAUCCAUCGCCCUGUAGAAUUUUCAUUUCAUAGAAAAUGGCGAGACCUAAUCAAGAAGAAAUCGAGACUUUCAUGAGCAUCACCGGCGUCUCUGAAGCCACUGCUAUUCAGAAACUAGAGGAGAAUUAUGGCAACCUUAAUGAAGCUGUUAAUGCACAUUUCAGUGCUGGGGGCAGAACCAUAACAAAUCAGGCAUCUUUUGUGGCUCCUCAUGAUGAUGUUAUGGACAUUGAUGAUCCAGUCCAAGUUGAAUCCCGUAGACCACCUUUCUCAUUGGCGCCGUCCGCUGGAGAUGCGAAUCCAUUUUCUCUUCUUGAUCCCAACUUUACCAGACAUGAUAGAGGUACUGAUUUUGCAAGUGGUUCACCUUUCAUUCCACGUCGAAGAGAAGUGAGGCAGAUUCAUAAUGAAGUGAAAGAUGGGAAUGGACCAUCGGGCAAUUCCGGUAGUGUUCCUCCUAUUGAAGAUGUCACUGAAAGUGCCCAAGGUCUUGGUCCAGAAAUCCGAGGGACACUCAUAGUUGAUGACGAUGAAGAUGGUGAUGACAAUGUUCCUAACGGUCCUAAUACACGCGAUGCUAGACAUCAUGAACCAGACAAUGCCAUAUUGGGUGCUAACUUUCAUCCAACACGUACUCGAUCAAGUGCUCCCACUAUGGUUGAUGAGGCCAGCUACAGCAAUGAUAUAGAAGAAGAAAUGGUUCUGGCAGCUAUCGAGGCUUCUAAGCAGGAUGUUGCAAUGACAGAGCAGCAAUUUGACAAUAACAGUGAUCUUAGGGAUCCCAUGCGUCAGCCAGGGCGAUUGCAUCCAGAAGAUGAUGAGUUUGCUCGUGCAGUUUCAUUAUCACUGAAGACAGCAGAGCAAGAGAAAGUAUUACAGGAAGGAAAAAUUGAAGCAUUAGACCUGGAAGCUGAGAAAUCAGCUGACAUGGAGCAGCUGGGGAAACAAAAAUCCUCAAGUGGAAGGCAAUCUAGAUUAGAGAUUGGAAGCUCUUCCUUCCAGAAUGAAGCAGAAGAUGUAGAAGUGCAACCACUAGUUAGGCAAAGGAACAGACCUCUGUCCUCAGAUUCUCUUGAAGGAGUUGAGGUUACGCCACCACCAACUCUGCGUGAUAAUCUUCAUCAGUCGCUGCGAAAUGGAAGUGUCUUUCCCUCCGAUGAGUGGGGUGGCAUCUCAUCUGAGGAACACGAUGAAGCCGUAAUGCUUGAGGCUGCAAUGUUUGGUGGGGUUCCUGAAGGGAGUGGGCACAACGUUCCCUACGCACCUCAUGAGCUCAUGCAGAAUGAUUUAGAUAGAAGCAUGGGUCUUCACCGUAGGCAUAUACCUCAUCCUCCCUCACCUUCUCUUGCUGCUCAGAGAUUGAUUCGAGAACAACAGGAUGACGAAUUUCUUGCUGCAUUACAAGCUGACAGAGAGAAGGAAUUGAAGGCCAAGGAAGAAGCUGAAGCCGCUAUUGCAGAAGAGAGACAAAAAGAGGAGGAAAUGCGUAGGACGCUGGAAGAGGAACAGGAACUCAAGGGACAAUUAGCUGCAAAAGAAGCUUCCCUUCCUCAGGAACCAACUCCAGAUGAUGGCAAUGCUGUUACCCUUCUUGUGAGGAUGCCUGAUGGCAGUCGGAUGGGUCGGCGCUUUCUUAAGUCAGACAAGCUGCAGUAUCUUUUUGACUUCAUUGAUGUUGGCAGAUUGGUCAAGCCUCAUACUUACAGAUUGGUAAGGCCAUUUCCUCGGCAUGCUUUUAGUGAUGGCGAGAGUACCUCCACACUGAAUGAAUUGGGCCUGACCAGCAAACAAGAAGCCUUGUACCUGGAGUUGAUAUAAUAUGCUUAUUUUGUAAAAGUUGUUAGAACCACAAGCUAAUGUGCUUGAUUACCUUGGCCAAGAUCAUGUAUUUGAGGUGGAUUUCUGGUAUUUUGGUUGGAAUUCGUGAUGCCAUGGACAAUGCGUUUAGUUGGUCGGACCAUUCGCCACGAAUGGUUUCAUGGGUGGGGCACGGUAAGGAUAUCAUUAUCAAUGUCAUACUUUGUAUAUUAGAAAUUAAUUGGUUUGCACUUUGAAAAGUUCUUAAAUUGACUACUUGUAUUUGGAGGUUGUAUAUAAGUGUGUGCCAGAAAUGGUGUUAGGAGGAUGGCGUGUUUUCAGGUUGUUAUUAAUAUAAUAACGGGCCCUUUGUCUUGACUCU